Penicillium soppii is the source of this 19278-nucleotide messenger RNA. RefSeq names its product involucrin repeat protein (gene lah). Lineage: Eukaryota; Fungi; Ascomycota; Eurotiomycetes; Eurotiales; Aspergillaceae. The coding region runs from base 1 to 19278 and encodes 6425 amino acids. The record is from RefSeq and is a predicted model, not a curated record. The transcript is spliced from 3 exons.
AUGUUUAAGGCCCUCAUGGGGGGCCGCUCGUCAUCCGACCUGCGCUCCAAAAGCAGCCGGCGCAAGUCUGAAAAGACCGAGUCAGACAAGUCCGAUACAAGAUCAAUCUCAAGUCGCAAAUCAUCACGGGGUGACGACCGUGACCGCGGCUUGGGUGAUAUCUCUUCGUACUCGAGCUCCCGCAGCCAUCGUGGACCACACAGCACCACCGGCGACUCAAUCGCAUCCUUUGUGACCGCCGAACCAGAACCCAUGGACAAUUACGAUCGCCUCCCCAUUGAACGAACACCGAAACGCAGAGACAGUGACCGAGAAAGUAAGAGUACCCGCCGGCGCACACGUGAUCGAAGCGAGAGUCCAGACCGUGAGAGACGCCGCCGUCGCGCAACAGAAGAUAGUCUAGAUGACUUGAAUCGGGAGCGCGACCGUCGUGAGCGCUCGCGCACCCACUCCGGGGAUCCAUAUAUGCCCCCAAUUUCUACAAAUAUGCCAUCCAGUGCCCCCGGCGCCCAGUUUCCCACCGAGGGUGCGGGAUUCUCCCAGUUUCCCAUGCAAUAUGACAAUGCUAUGCCGUCUGCUGGCCAUUCGCCCGAGCAUGCACUCCCUUAUGACCCCCAUGUCCAGCACCAAUUCCCCGGCCAGUUCCCGGAGACGGUCGCGGGACCGUAUCGCCCGCCUAAUCCUGCUGGUGCGGCUGCUGACUAUUAUGGUGACCAAGGCCAGUCGAUCGAGCACCAGCCUGGUGUUCGGCCUGCUCCUCCGACUGUUCUGCCAAAUACUCAAGCACAUUUGAUGGCCGCUUCGCCAUCGGCUAAUCCACCCCCAGAGCCUAGUAGUAUGGGCCAGACGGGUGCGGCGGCAGCUUAUUUCGAUGAUAAUUACCAUGUUCCGGAAGUCAAUCCCCCGGCAUCUUCAUCCAGACCGCCGAAGCCGUCGAACCCUUCGAAACCCUCCAAGCCAUCGGCGGCAAACAUUCUGCCUGCGGCUGCGCUUGGUGCUGCUGCUACCUAUGGAAUUGGCAAUGUUUCGUCUCACUCGGAGACGUAUUCAUCUGAGUACGACGCUACUUCCUACCAGCAGCAUCAACCCAUGGCAUACAAUCCGCCAGUGGCAACCAAUCAACCAAUGCCGAGCAGCAGCCAGAAGCCUCCCAAGCCAUCCCACUCUCACAGCUUCAGUGAAGGUGCCGGAUUGGCUGCUGCCGGUGCUGCUGGAGGGUACAUACUCGGCCACCAACAUCACUCUUCAAGCCCCGAGCAUGGGUCGUAUUCUUUCCAGAACUACGAGCAGUCUUCGCAGGCUGGCGUGCCACCAUAUGCCGCUGGCCAUUCAAAUAGCUUGCAUGUUGCAGGCCCAGGUGGCCACGCUACCCACGCCAUCCACAACCCAGGUUUCUAUCCCCACGGACCCAGUGCACUUGCUAUGCGCGAGCGCCAGCGUGGCGCGGUUGGGCGAUUCGUUGAUUUCUGGCGUGACCCCGAAGGCGUGGGAAGGUUCGAGGACUACACCGAGACCAUCGGCGUGUGUAAGUACUGUUUCCAACCUGGCACAACCUCCGUCGAUGCCCCUCGCAAGCAUCAUUACCACAGCCGUCGCCGCCGACACUCCGCCGAUCGGUACAGCAGUGGUAGCUCGCGAGUCAGCAAGGUCAGCCGAUAUAAUUCCUCUGAAGACGAGAGCCGCCGACGCAAUAAGUCCAACAAAUCUUCGUCAUGGCUACCUGGUAUGCUGGCUGGCUAUGCGACCAAGUCUCUCUUCUCAAGCAAGGAGUUCGAUGAUUCUUACAGUAUCCGCUCCGGCCGUGUUGACUCGUCCCAUGGCGAGGAUGAUGACCGCAAGAGCUAUACGUCUCGCGGCGUGACCCGUCGUUCGGGCCGUAGCCCGCACAGAGAUCAUCAAUCUGACUUUAAGCGUCCUCACUCUGGAUAUGCUCGCACUCACCGGUCGCGAUCCCGUUCUUCGUCACGAUCCGGUCGCCACUCAUUCAUGAAGGAGGCUGCGCUCGGCGCCGCGGUGGGUGGAGCUGCCUAUGCUGUAUCCAAGUCUCGAAACCGCUCCCGCAGCCGUUCCCCUGAAAGAAGCCACCGCCGAAAGGAUUCUACUUCAUCGUCAUCGUUCGUUAAUGUUGCUCGGCCUGCUAAGAAAUCCGUUGCGGGUGGCAUUGGAUCUUUCUUCAUGUCUUCGUCUGAGAACCGGAAGAAACGCCAGACCAAGAAGCGCAGGGGUUUCUUCUCUUUCAAUGGUGGCUCUUCGUCCUCGUCCUUAGACAAUGAUCUUGCCUUUGGAGAUGGAUUCCAGAAGAAGUCCAAGCUCAAAAAGAAGGAUAAGAAGGGCAAGGAUGUCGACGCCGCUUUGAUAGGUCUUGGCGCUACGGCGAACCGUUUGGCUGGUUCAUCGCCUCAUGGUCCUGGUCGUACCACGGGUCAGAUGUACACUGCCAAAUCCCGUCACUCGAACUACGCAUCCUCUGCUACGAAUGAUGAAGAGUGGGUCGAUGAGUCGGAGGACGGCUCUAGCGCCAGCUCGGCCUUAGCAUUCGGAGCAAGCAGUUCCGAGUCCACCUCCGACUCCAGUAGCAGCAAAUGGGGCUGGAGAUGGGGCAGCAAGAAGAGCAGCAAGAAGAAGGACAAGAGGUCUAAUGCCACAAAAGUCGCUCUGGCAGCUGGCGCUGGCGCUCUCGGAGCAGCUGCCAUUUCUGCUCGCCACCACGAUGAUAGUAAGCCUCCAAGCAGCGCCGGUAGUCUUCAACAAGUCUACCCGAUACCUACUUCCGACCCAUCUCGCUUUGACGUUGCCAAGAUGAACCCGCGUGUUCAAUCCGUUGACGAGCCGACACUCGUUCGUCCCGGUCCUAUUCCUCUCCAACAGCCGCAACCUUUCACCCCUGUCUCUCAAUCUGUGUUCACCACCCAGGGAGGACUGCCUGCAGCAAUUCCUGCAUACAGUGCACCCGUGGUCCCGGCCGCGUAUGGAAAUGGAUUCGAGCAAUACGAUAGACAGUUCCAAGAUGCUCGCGAUCCCGGGUGGGCUCCAGAAGAUUCAACUUUCUCUGAUCGCCGGAGACCUCUUCGACGCAGUGACUCCUCACCUGUUUAUCCGACGCAGGAGACUGCAUCAAGCAUCAAGCGUCGGUCCACCGGCAGGGACCGGGAUCAGGCCUCUGUUUCAUUCAACUUGACAGAGGAACAGGUCGAAAGGGAACAUCGUAACAAUCGCCGUGAAAAGAACUCUUCCAACAGAAUUCCCGAUGAGCCUGUUCAACUGAUUGACCGAGAGGAAGAUCUGGCCCGCCAGGAAGCGGAACGCCGGGAUCGUCGCCGGAAAGAGAAAGAGGCUGAAAAGCGACGAGAAGACAGUGACAGAGAAAAGAGCUCUUCAUCAUGGGUUGGCCCCGCAGCUGCCGGAGUGAUUGGCGCAGCUGCCGCCAGCGCGAUCCUUUCUCGCAAGGGAGACGAUAAUGUCUCCGAAGCCAGCUCACGACACAGCGAGCGCCGCGAAAAGCGCCUCGCCGAGCGCUACCGAUAUGACAACGAGGCUGAUCCAUCCCUCAUAUCGGAAUUCAAGCCCGAGCCAUCCAUCAUCUCCGAGUUCACGCCAACUGAGCCCAUCGAAGAAUUCACAGCGGAGCACCACGAAGACCCGCAACCCCGGUCUCCACAUGUCCGUCCAGCCUAUGUGCACGACGAUUAUGCUGAGUUUUACGCCCCUGAAGAGAUCCGCCACAGCCCAGACGUGCAUGCUCGCCACGGCUCCGUUCCCACAAUCGUGGAAGUGGAGCCUGCUAGCGAACGGCGAACGCAAGAAGAGCCCGAGCCCGUACAUAUCGACUAUUCUUACGAGCCUUAUCAGAGCGUCGACCGUCUUCCAUGGCCAGUCCCAAGACUUAACUUCAUUGAUCCGACACCUCCUCACAGUGUGAAUGGUGGUUCUGUGAGAGAUGCUGCCUCCCCCGUCGUGAGCGCGACCGUUCCGGCAGCUACUCAAUACGACACCAAGCCGCGCUCAACAACCUCCCGCGUUUCAUGGGGCGAGCACAAGACUCACGAAUAUGAAAUUCCUUCUUCGUCCGAGCAGGACCCUCUCGAUUAUGACGCGCCAGAUAGCCCGACACAUGUCCCCCUCCCUCCAUCUGAAGUCUCCGUCUCAGCCAAGGACGUCCCACUUCCUGCUUCUGAAGUCUCGCAGAACAAGAAUGUCGGCGGGUCGGGAUAUGGCGCUGACAUCGAAUUCGCCGCUACGAUUGCUGCUGCGACCGCUGCCGCUGGAUUCGAUCCCAAGAUCAUUACAAAUGACCCCUCAUACCACAUGCGCACCUCGCCACCCGGCUCGGAAGAUGAAAAACAUGUGCAUGGACCCUUUACCUCGCCUUGGUCUAAACGCAGAGACCACGGCUUCGUGGAGGGUGAGCUCGAAGAGCUAGAUCCCAAGUCUAAGGAGAUUUCACCUGCGCCGGAACGCGCUAUGCGGGAUAAGGACGAGCACGGGGACCGUGUUUCUCCAGAGCGAGCCGAUGAGAGAAACAUCGAUACUUACUCUAUGCCUGGUGGCUUUGAUACUGCGGACCCGAGAGAUUAUGUCGAUGACAGAUCUGUUUUCUCGGCGCCGCCGGUCGAUGCAACGUCCAAGCCCAAGUCUGAAUCAAAGCCCAAGUCCAAGAAGUCGAGGCGCAGCAGCGAUGUCUUUGAUGUCCCUGAGCUCGCGGAGCGCGAUAUUGCUCACGAGGCGCAAUUGGUUCUUUCUCAACUGCCGGAGGAGAAGAUUCCUGAAUCCAGACGUGAAGAAUUACCGAUCGAGGAACAUCGCCAGCUGCCUGAGACCGUGGAUUCUUUCUCCAUGGUCUCUGCCCCUGUCUCGAAGGAUGAGACUUCCAAGACUCAGUCUCGCAAGUCUCGUCGUGGUGGCGAUGACUUCGAGAUUCCGUACCAAGAAGCUGAAGUGGAGCCGGAGCGUGAUGAAUCAUUCUCUGUUGUUUCCGCCCCCAUCUCCAAGGACGAGACGUCCAAGUCCAAGGCCCGUAAGUCUCGCCGCAGUGGUGAUGACUUCGAGACUGCGGCUGCAUACCAAGAACCUUUACUUCCAGAGUCUCGCGAUGAUUCUUUCUCUGUUAUCUCUGCUCCCGUGUCCAAGGACGAGACUUCCAAGUCUAAGUCCCGCAAGUCUCGUCGCAGUGGAGAUGAUUUCGAGGUUGCAUACCAAGAGCCUGAGGUUGAGCGUGAUGAUUCUUUCUCUGUUAUUUCUGCUCCUAUCUCCAAGGAAGAGACUUCUAAGUCCAAAUCUCGCAAAUCACGCCGCAGCGGUGAUGACUUCGAGAUUUACGAAUCACGCGAACCCUCUCCAUCACGAGAAGUCUCCCGCUCUGCCACCUCCACUCCUGGCCCCAGAGAGGAGUCCUCCAAGUCUAGAAAGUCACGACGCAGCGGCGACGACUACGAAUCCCGCUCACGGGAAGUCUCUCUUUCCCGCGACGAUCGCUCCGUCUUCUCCGCACCCGUCUCAAAAGACGAGACCUCCAAAUCGAGACGGUCUCGCCGCAGCGGUGACGACUUCGACAUCUCUCGAUCGCGCGAUGUAUCUGAAUCCCGGGAUGACACCCGUUCUGUUCUUUCUGAAUCCGCCAAGUCAAGGAAAUCUCGCCGCAGCGGAGAUGAUUUCGACCCUCGUCGUGACGCCGGCACACCGCCUCCUGACGAUGAAGGUGGAGAGGAGAAGAGAAGACGAAGGAAGCAUCGCUCGAAAAGUGGGAGUGAUGCUUUCUCUGUUGAUGAUGAUGCUCGCUCUGUUGUCACCGAUGUGGCGGAUGAUAAGUCUGAGCGCCGCAAGCAUCGUCAUCGCUCGUCAAGGGACUUCGAUGACGCUGCUUCCAUUACAUCUGCUAUAACCGAUGUCGCAGAUGACAAGUCUGAGCGCCGCAAGCACCGCCACCGCUCAUCGAGGGACUUUGAUGACAAUGCCUCUGUGACGUCUUCGCCAGCCCGGAUUUCAGAAUCCCGCGAAAGGCGCAAGGGCGAGGAAAAGAAAGAUAAGAGCGGGGGCUUCCUGAGAAGUCUCUUUGGGUCGCAAGUUUCAGCCCCUGCUGAGCGUGUCCGGUCUGACCAUUCCCGAGACCAUUCGCGGUCUUCCUCACUGGACAAACGCUCAUCUCGCGAAGCCAUCUCUGAGGUUGGCGGUGACGAAGAACGCCGCCGUCGCAAGAAGCGUUCUUCCAGACACCGCAGCUCUAGCAAUGGGGAUGAGUUGAAUGCUGACUUGUCAGACAAGGAGAAGGAUGACCCUAAUCUGGAGGAGUACAGGUCUAGUAGGCAACGCAAGGAAGAGGAACGUCGUCAGAAGUAUGAGGACAUUGUGGACUCAGGAAGGAAACGGGAUUCCGCGAAGGACUAUAAUGACGACGCCAAUUCUUUUUUAAGCGAGCGCCCCGAAAUGCCCGCUAACCACGACACCGGUGCUUCGGGGCUUCUAGCAGCAACAACUGUCGCUGCAGGUCUAGGUCUAAAUGAGAUCCUGCAGGGGAGGCCCCGAAGCCGCUCAAUCUCUCCUCCAAACGCCGAGAAAACCCUCGACCUAACCCCCAAGUCGAGCAGUAGACCCGGCUCACCGGAAACAAGCCGCCACUCACCACCCCAGCGCCGACACUCCGUCGCCAAAGCAACAGAAUCACCCACGGCUGUGCCUCUCCACUUCCGCCGACCCCCAACCUCCCCAGGCCUCUCGCGCGCACUCCCAGUCGAGCAACCACUCGCCUCACCCGGCUCACCGAGCCAACAACGCCACCGCCGUCCAGGCUCAGUGGAAUUCCGCAACUCGCGCGAGAUAAGACCACUAUGGCUCGUUGAGCGCCACAGCCUAGUAAAAGGCGAGACAGAAGGCGAAGGCGACCUCCCAUCCCUCCCAUCAAGCAAGACCUCUUCCCGAGCGCCCUCAAUCGAGGACCUCAAAGCCCUCAAUGACGAAGACAUGAAGAGCUGGGAACAUGUCGACCUGAGCCAGUCCAUCAUGGACGCCCGUCCAAACCUGACCAUUUCCACAGACCAGGCGCAUGAGCACGGGCACGGAGACCGCAAUAUCGAUGUCCUUGACUCCCAGCAGGCAACGCCUACCGCGGAACAUUUUGACAAAGAAAAGGACAGACCGCGAUAUGAGUUCCACUCUCCUUCGGAGCUCUUGCGGGAUCCGGCUUCGCUGGAUGAUCUCCCUGCUUCGCUGACAAUGGACCGUCUCCCUUCUGUUGAGGGCUCGGUUGUUGGGUCUGGCUCGCCGCGCGAAUUGAGUGCCGAGGAAAAGAGUGAAGAGACGAAUCGUGCUCUUGAUGCCCUUGAGGGGAGGGAUCGACCUAGGACUCCCGCGCAGGAUGGGUUCGAUUCUGCGAAGGGUGGUUUCGCGGAUGUCGUUGAUGCCGCUGCUAUUGCUGCCGUGAGGGAGCGUGAUGAACAUGAGCAUGCUUCGGAUGAGAGCAAGGCUGGAUUCGGCGAUGUCGUCGAUCAAGCUGUUGCUACUGAGACUCGGGAGCACAGGCCUGAAGACAUCAGUGAGCCUGUUACUGCUGCCGAAGACAAGGUUCCUGAGGCUGAGUCUAUUCCAGAAGUACCAAAGGAAUUGACUCCCGAGUCGACCGAACAGCCAGUUGAAGAGCCUCAGCCUUCUGAACUUGCUGCUGAUGACGUCGAAGCUUCGCAGUCUUCUAAGAAGAAAAAGAAGAAGAAGGGGAAGAAGAACCAGGCUCAGACUGAGUCUGAGGCUACCUCGGAAAAUGGCGCCAAGGAACUGGAACCAGCACAGGAUAUUGUUGCUGACACGCUUGCUGAGAUUGAGGAGCCUGCCCCUGAGCCUGCGACUCAGUCAGUUGAAGCAUCGCGAGAAAUUCAAGUCGAGCCUGAGGCUAUGCUUGUCGAGCGAGAUGCUCCUGUUCAGCCGGAACCGGAAGCGGAGCCUGUUGAAGCAUCCCGAAACAUUGCACUCGAGCCUGAAGUUGUAGCUGAGUCUCCUGAAGCAAUGAUUGCCCCCAAUGCAGAGGCAGAGACUGCGCCUGCAGAAAUCGAGCAGGCCGAGGAUACUACAUCUUCAUCUAAGAAGUCUAAGAAGGACAAGAAAAAGAAGAAGAAGGGUAAAAAUGCUUCUACUGAAGAGCCUACCGAAGAUGUGGUCUCUGCUCAGCCCGCAGAAGAAACCCCGACUUCAAAGGAGAUUGACGAGGUUCCUAUCUCGACCGACAUCGAGAAAACUUCUGAAGAAUUGCUUAUCUCGGAUGUUGCCGUGGAACAGGAUCCUGCCGAGCAAAUCCCCAAGGAGGAACUCGCUAUUGUAGGCGAAGACGUUGUAUCUAUGGACCACGAAAAACCAACUGAAGAGGCCUCUGAGCCCGUAUUCAUCGACGCCAAUGAGUCCCAAACCCCCGAAGCUACACCUCAAUCCGAAGCCGAGGAGGCCUCCCGUGGCUUGGAAGAUAUCGAGAAGCCAACUGAAGAUACCGCCGUGGCUUUCGACGAGCCGGCUGCCGUUCCAGAAACACCCAAGGAAGGCAGUGAAGGUGAAGACGAAUUCCAAGAGGCCGUUGAAGAGCAGAGUCCUCAGCCUGCCGAAGAGCAACUUGCACAGCCGGCCGAAGAAAAGCUUGCAGCCGAGCCUGCAGCGGAAAAUACUCCAGCCCCAGAUACCCCGACAGAAGCCACAGAAUCCAAGGCAGAGAAACGCAAGAACAAGAAAAAGAAGAACCGCAAGUCUGCCGUUGAAGAUAACGCUGCCGAGACACCUGCUUCUGAGGGUGAGCCCCAGCCAAAGAUGGAGGAGCCCAAGCUUGAGGAACCAGUGACUGCCGAUCCUGCAGAUACCCAAUCCCCGCAGAUUGGCGGUGAAGCCUUACCUUCUGACCCUGAAGCUGUCGAGAAUAUUAACGAACUUUCCGAUACUGCCAUUGAAGAGCUUGCAGCUCCCCAAGAGCAGGAUGUUCCUUCAACUGAGGCUGUGGACGCAAUUUUUCCUGCUGAAGUGGAGUUUGUUGAGGACUCUUCUCGUGAUCUUCCAGCGCCUGCCGCUGAGACUCAGCCUGAAACCGACCUGAUGGCUCCUACUGAUGAAUCUUCUCGUGAAGUCACAGAGCCUACUAUGGAUACUCAACCCGAGGCUGGGGCUGAAGCUCAACCUGAAGCCGAAGCCGAAGCCGAAGCCGAAGCCGAAGCCGAGCCUGAGGUAGCCAUGACUGCUGCGCAGAAAAAGAAGGCCAAGAAGGAUAAGAAGAAGAAGGGCAAGCAGACCGAAUCUUCUAUCCCUGACGAUGAGAAACCAGCUGAAGCUACCGAGGCAGCACCUGGAACAGAGGGCGCGGUUGAGGAUAUAGCCAAAGAGGUUACCGUCCUUGAGGAUGCACCAGUGGAUGUCCCUCAAGGAGGAGAUCAGGCGCUCGUGCCCGCAGAGGGUGAACAGUCUUUUGACCCUGAGCAACCUUCUCAAACCGACCAGCCCGCGGAGCUCGAAAUACCCAAGGAAGAAACCACACUCCCGGCAGAAGCAGCAGCAGAGUCAAUUGAGGCAGAGACACCAGCUGAGCCCUCAGUAUCCGAGGAACAGCCCAAAGCCGAAGAGACUCCUGCCGAACCCGAGUUUCCCAUGACCGCCGCAGAGAAAAAGAAGGCAAAGAAAAACAAGAAAAAGCAGCAGAAGCAGGAAGAGAGUACCAGCUCUGUUCCAGAUGACGCCCAGACUGUCGAGCCUUCUCCACUAGAUGCCGAGCCCAUCGAAGCUAGCAAGGAAAUCGCGCCCGCUGAAGAUGCCCAGAUUGAUGCCCCCGCCGAUGCCUUGGCGCCAGUGGAUAUCGAGCCAUCUGGUGAACAGGAUGUUCCACCUGUGUCUACAGAGGAACCGGAGAUACUUCCCGCAGCUGAAGCCGCCCCGUCUGCCGAUGCUGAACUUGCUGAAUCAAGCAAGGAUAUUGCGCCUGUUUCUGAGGCUGAGAUUCCUGUAGCCGAAGAAACCUCCGCACCUGUCGACGUCAAGGUUGGCACUGAUUCUUCCGCUCCUGUUGAUCUUCCCCAAGAUAUUGACGAAACCUCCAAACCGGAUGAGCCAAGGGAGGUUGAUGAAACUCCCGCGCCUGUCGAGGGAGAAGCUCCCACCAAAGAAGCUCCAACUGAGCAGGAGGUUCCAAUGACCGCCGCAGAGAAGAAGAAAGCCAAGAAAAACAAGAAGAAGCAGCAGAAAUCCGACUCUGUGCAGCUUGACGAACAACCUAUUCCUGAGGCUGAGCCUACUUCUACCGAGGACAAGAGCGUUGAGCAGCCUAGCGAUGUUGUGCCCGAGGCCGAGUCCGCACCUACCGCUGAGGUUGUAGAAGUGUCUGCUCAGCCCGAGCCGGCACAGGAAGCUGAUAUCCAGACCAAACCCGCAGAGGAACAGACCCGUGAUCUUCCUACUCUCGAAAAUGAAGCCCCCACAGAGCCAAUCACUGAAGAGACUGUCGUUGUCCCCGAAGUGUCUGAACAAGUUCUCGACGUUCCAAUUAACACCAAGGAGGCCGCGCCUGCAACGGGGGAGACCACUGCCCUCGCGGAGAGCGCCCGGGAAGAACAAAAGGGUGAUAUCACUGCCGGAGAGGCACCUCUAGAUAAAUCCCUCGACGAUAAGCCUGCCGAUUCUACACCUGAAGGGGUUGCAGAGGAGACAAUGACGCCCGCUCAGAAGCGCAAGGCCAAGAAAGAUAAGAAGAAGAAUCGCCAAUCCGCUGUCGCUGAGGGAGAGCAAUCCGCGCCUACCGAAGAGGCUUCCCCGGCUACGCCUGUUGAGAAAGAGAUCAAGCCUGCCGAGGAAGAGAUUAAGCCUGCCGAAGAUGAACCAAAGCCUGCUUCUAUCGAGCAACCUACUGAGGCUUUAGCCACGCAAGAGACUGAGCAGCCCGUUUCCGAGCCACAUGCGGAGCCCCCUGUGGCCGCACAGGAUGCGCCUAGGACCGAGGAGAUUAUCCCUGAAGAGAGCAUCCAGGAGGCUAGUCCUGUCGAUGAAGCCGCCGCCGCUGCUGCCGAAGCGGCCGAAUACGAAGGGAUGAAUGCAGCUCAAAGAAAGAAGGCUAAAAGGGAGAAAAAGAAGCGCGAGGCCCUCGCUGCCAAGGAACAGCCUGCACCAGCCAAUGAAGAAACAGAGCCCGCUCCUUCCGAGCCACAUCUAGACGAGCAGCCUGCGCCACUGGAGGAAGAAAUCAAGCUUUCUGAUGACCAGCCUACGGAAAAGCAGGCUAUAGUCGCGGAAGAGGGGAAGGAUCUUUCCACGGAGGAACACACCGAGCCGACUUCCACUCAGGAAAUCGAACAGUCCUCUUUCGACCAAGAUGCAGACCUUCCUGUUGUGGGAAAGGAGAAAACAAACACAGAGGAGGCUUCUACUACCGAAGAGAUCACCCAGCCGCAGGCCCCUGUGGAAUCCAGCGCUGCUGAAGUUGAUGAAUUCGAAGGCAUGACUGCUGCUCAAAGGAAGAAGGCAAAAAAGGAGAAGAAGAAGCGCGAAGCUCUUGCUGCGGAAGAGAAUAAGCCGACUCCCGUCGAGGAAGAACAUACUGCAGCCGCGGAAGUGCCUCUUGAGGUCACCGAGCCAAGUCCUGUCCAGGACGCCGAACAGCCUUCUCUUGAGCCAACUGUUGAAGUUCCCACUACCGCCGAGGAACCAAAGGUCGAAGAGAUCGGUCCCGCCGAUGAGACUACCCAACCAGACGCAGAAACUGAUGGUGCCGCUGCAGAAGCGGCAGAAGUUGAUGAGUUCCACGGCAUGACCGCCGCUCAGAAGAAAAAGGCCAAGAAGGAGAAGAAGAAGCGCGAAGCUCUUGCUGUGGAAGACAAUAAGCCGAAUCCAACUCCUGUGGAGGAAGAACAGCCUGUAGCUGCGGAAGUACCUGUUGAGGUCGCCGAGCCAAUUUUGGAAGUUCCUGCUAACACCGAGGAACCAAAGGCCGAGGAACUGCCUCCCACCGAUGAGACUGCCCAACUGGAUGUAGAAGCUGAUCGUGCCGCUGCAGAAGCGGUAGAAGUUGAUGAGUUCGAAGGCAUGACCGCUGCUCAGAAGAAGAAGGCCAAGAAGGAGAAGAAGAAGCGCGAAGCUCUUGCUGCGGAAGAGAAUGAGCCGACUCCAACUUCUGUGGAGGAAGAACAACCUGCAGCUGCGGAAGUGCCUCUUGAGGUGACUGAGCCAAUCUCUGCGCAGGAUGUUGAACAGCCUUCUCCUGAGCACAUUGUGGAUGCUCCCGCUACCACCACAGAGGAACCAAAGGCCGAAGAACUCCCUCCUACCGAUGCAGCUGCCCAACCAGACGCAGGGACUGAUGCUGCCGCCGCAGAGGCCGCAGAAGCAGCUGAGUAUGAGGGCAUGACUGCUGCUCAAAAGAAAAAGGCCAAAAAAGAGAAGAAGAAACGCCAAUCUCUCGCUGCCGAAGAACAGAAGCCAACUCCAUCUCCUGUGGAGGAAGAACAACCUGCAGCUGCGGAAGUGCCUCUUGAGGUGACUGAGCCAAUUUCUGCCCAAGAUGUUGAACAGCCUUCUGAGAACAGUGUGGAUGUUCCCACCACGACGCAGGAACCGAGAACCGAAGCAGUCCCUACCGCCGAAGAGUCUUCCCAACCGGAUCCAACAGCUGAUGCUGCCGUUUCAGAGGCCACAGAAGAAGCUGAAUACGAGGGUAUGACGGCUGCUCAGAAAAAGAAGGCUAAGAAAGACAAGAAAAAGCAACAGCGCAAGUCGGUUGCUUUUGAAGAAGCCACUCCGGCUGAAGAGCCAAAGGAAGAGCAACCCGACGAAAAGAGCAAGUUACAGGAUACUCCAGCUGAAUUGGCUGUCUCUGACGAAUUGCCCAAGGAGUUGGCAGUUACCGAGGAAGUGACCCAACCUGCGGCCGAACAGAAAGACUUGGAGAAGAGCGAGAAUAUUGCUCCUACCGAAGAAGCUAAGGAAAUUAUUGAGGCUGAGGCAUCUGACCCUACUGAGGCGAAAGAGCCGAUUUCCGCUGCAGAAUCUACUGGGCAGUCGGAACAGGAUACUCAACUUCCUUCGGAGCCUCAGUCUCCGGUCUCACAAGAGCCUGAAGUUCCUUUGACUGCUGCGCAGAAGAAGAAGGCUAAGAAAAACAAGAAGAAGGGAAAGUCAGUGGACUUGGCUGAGGAAACCUCUGUACCUGCGGAGGCAUCUGAGGUGCCUGAAGCUGCUACUGAGACUCCUACGGAUACGCCAGCUGAGAUCCCUGGACAAGCGCAGCCCACGGAGACUGUUGGGCAUAGUGCCAUCGAAUCCGAAACUCCAAACCCCGAGGAUGUCGAAUUAGCUGUUUCUGGAGAUUUGCCGAAGGACGAAGCCCCUACAGCCAAGGAGAUCGACAAUGAAACCCCAGCCAUCGAGGCAGUUGCCGAGCCAGAGCCAACUCCCAAGGACGCCAACGAGACUGCUUCUUCGCCUGCCGAUACCACCGCCGCCGAAGCCGCCGAAGCCACCGAAGCUGCCGAAUACGCAGGCAUGACAGCUGCCCAAAGAAAAAAAGCCAAAAAGGCAAAGAAACGCCAGUCAAAGAACGCCAACGCCGAUAAUGACUCCGCCCCGGCAACCGAGCCAGGCACACCAGUUGGAGAGCCCAACAGCGUUGAGAAAGGCCUCAUCUCGACGGACACAGACGCCCCUGGACUUUCAGCCGUAACGGCGUCCUCGCCUGCGGAACAUGACGGUAAAGAUCAGUCCCACGACGAAACACACGACGCCACGGCGCAAGAAACGCCCUCGACUGAUAUAUUCAUGUCUUCGCAGGUUGAGACGCCGAUAGACAGUUCUUUUUUAGAUUAUCCUCCCCAGCCCGUGCUUGAGCGUUCAGUCAAUUCCGGCGAGUUGGAGGAGGUAGCUGCUCCGCAGGAGGGUGAUGUUGCCCCUUCUGCACAGGAGCUUGAUGUUGCUGAGCCAACUCCUCUUGCGGAGGAGAAGGCUGUUGAUAACAUUGAAGUUGGUGAGGAGAAAUCGUCUGUGCCGGAAGCGGGCGAUCUCUCAAUGGAACAGGCUGAGGAGAAGCCUGUGGAUGUGCCGGUUGAAGUUGUCGAGGCACAGACGGAAGAAGUCCCCCUGGAGGAUGAGGCUUCUGAGAUGACUGUUUCGAAGAAGCAGAAGAAGAAAAACAAGAAAAACAAAAACAAAAAACAAGAGGAAGAAGUCCAAGUCCUUGAGCCUGAAUCGUUUGCUGCAGAGGAGAAGGAGCAGCUUGAAGCUGUGCCUUUGAUCGAGGCCGCGCCUCAGGCCGAGGAAACGGCAAUCACUGAGCCCGAGCUAGUUUCUGAGGCUGAACGAGUGACUGUUCUCGAGGAGCAACCUACAGAGCAGUCCAAGGAUAUUGAAGAGCCUUCAACCAUGGAAGAAUCCAUCGAGAAACUUGUUGUCGAAAAGCCUUCUGAAGAUCAGCCAAUUGAGGUUGCUGAAGAUACCAAGGAGCCUACUAUCCCAGAGGCCGAAGGUGUUAACCCUGCCUCCGAAGAGACUGCUGUCAAUGCCGAGGCUCCUAUCACCGAAGAACCUGAAAAGGCCCCUGUCUCAAAGAAAAAGAGUAAAAAGGACAAGAAGAAGGAACGCCAACUUAGUGCACAGGAACCCGAGGCUGAGCCCCAGGCCGAGGAACAGCCAACACCAGAAGUAACUGGAGCGACGGCUCUAGAGACUGAAAUCGCAACCGAAACUGCCCCUGCCGAUGAGAAGACGCAGGAUGAGCCUGCUGCCCAGACCGAGAAACAGCCAACACCAGAAGUCACUGAAGCGACGGCUCUAGAGACUGAAAUCGCAACCGAAAGUGCCCCCGCCGCUGAGAAGACGCAGGAUGAGCCUGAUGCCCCGGCCGAGGAAGCCUCGCUCCAGCCUAAUGAAAUCCCCGAGGAGACUGCACCGGAUGUUGAGCGUCCUGCUGGGGAGGCUGAACAACCCGCCCCAAGCCAAGAGGUGGAACUAGGAGAGAGAUCGCUCGGGGUUCCAUCGAUCGAGACGAAUCCUGGAUUCGAAGACGCAGACAAGUCGCACGAAGAUGCUGUUGAAACACUUACUCAGGCCCCAGAUAGCGAACAAGCUGCUGAGCAAGCCCCAUUCGAAGCUCCCGCUGAGGUGGCAGAGGAAAAGCCGACCGCUCCCAAGAAGCUGACCAAGAAAGAAAAGAAGGCCGCUGCAGCAGCAGCAGCAGCCGCGGCUGUCGCUCUUGAGGAAGAGAAAUCUGCCGAGCCUGAGGCUGCAUCCAUUGAUCCAUCGACUGCCACGCCUGAAGUCCCAGAGCAAGUCGCAGAGCAACCCAUUUUGGAUGAGCCACUGCGUUCCGAAACCAAGGACGAGGCUAUUACCAAGGCAGCCCAAACUUUUGAUGAAUCAACAGAGGCGACAAUCUCGGAGCUUAAGGAAGAUGACCCAGAACCUGCCGAGACUCUUGAACCCACCGAGCCGCUCGAGCCAGAAGCUCAGCCGAAGGAAUCUGCCAAGGAGCUCGCAGACGAGCCAAUAGAUGACUCCCUUACUAGGAAGAUGUCAAAGAAGGAGAAGAAGAAGGCCAAGAAACAAGGUAAACAAAUACCAAUCGAGCCGUCUUCUCCUGCGCCCAAGGAGUCUACUUUCGCCGCCGAACCCGACAUUGUUGAGGCAGCCCCUGAACCGCUUGCUCUCAACGAAACUCCAGUCGAGCCUGUUCCCGCACCUGAGUCCAUUUCUCGGGAAACACCAAAUGAGGCCUUUGAGCUAGAACCUGAGACCAUCGAGACAGCCGCAGUUGAAGAGGAAACUAUUACAUCGAAAGACAAGCAAAUCCCGGCGAGUGAGAACGAUGAAACACUCGUCUGCCGGGACCCAAUCGACGCACCAUCGCCUGCUGAGGCUGAUGUUCAAGACACAUCCGCAGACAUCCCAGAACAGGUUGUCACCGAUAAACCGCUUGCUCCUGUCGAAGACAGCGCGGUCGAACACCAUGUGGAGCAGGCAGCCGAGCCUGACGCUGUCGCCGAGCCACUCGGGGACCAAACCCGAGAACCAGAAGUGGUGCCAGCUCUGUCCAAGAAGAUGUCGAAGAAAGACAAGCGCAAAGCGAAGAAAACCACUGGUAUUACUGACGAGGCUCCAACUCAAGAGGAAGUCGUUCCGGUUAUUGCUGCCGAGCAGACCAUGGAGGCUCAGACUCAGUCAGCAAACCCUGUCAUGGAGCCAGAAUCCCAAGAAACCGGUCCUAUCCCAGAGCCUGGGCUUCCAUUGGAACGAGAGCUGCCCAUUGAUGCUCCGCUUCCGAUCGAGGAACAACAUACAGACCAAUCAGAACCUCAGGUUGAAUCCCAACAAUUUAAACCCGAACUACUUGAGAAAGAGAUCGGUACUGCAGAGCGUAUGAACAUCGCGCCCUUCGAGGAAGAUUCACCCAAGGCGCAAGCAACUAAAGCGCCUGUCCACAAGCCUGACGAAGAGGACUGGCCUGCAAUUGACUGGGAACAAAAGGCUGAACAGUCCCAGCAAUUGAAGGAAGCAGACCUUGAGCCCGAGCCAGUGGCAUUACCAGCACAAGAGAUAGUUGGAGAUUUCGAACGUUCUCCGCCACCUAAGUCCUUGCAAGACACCGAGUCAAAAGAGGCUGCUGAGGAUUCUUCGGUCCUGCCGAUGAGCAAAAAAGACAAGAAGAAGGCCAAGAAGAAUAAGAAGCAGUCUCAACAAGCUUUUGAGGCCGAAGAGCCGGAAAUCGUCGACAAAGAGAUCGAGCCGCCUGCUAGGGCUACUACUCCUGGUGGCUCUAAGAUCGCUAAUUUAUUUCCUGGCCUUGAGCGUGGGGGAUUCAAACGAACUUUAGAAAAGCAGGACUCGCCAAAAGAUAGUGCCGAGGAAGCGGACUUGAAAACAAAUUUCGAAUCCACAUUUCCUGUCUCGGAAGCACCCGCGGUGGCCAUUGAAACCAGAGGAAUCCAAGAGCCCGAGCUGCCUAGCACUCUUGAACAGCAAAUCGAGUCUGCAAUUGCCCAUGUCAAGUCCUACGAGGAAGUCCCUGCUACAGAGAAUGAAUUUACCAAGGGACUAGAGCAAGAGUUACCUACACAAGGCGAACGAUCUUUGGAUGCGUCAGUGUCGUUCCCAACAGAGGUCACUCCCGAGGAGCCAGCUUCACAAUUCCCCCCAGAGCAGGCUGGGAAAGAACAAUGUGAACUUCGUCGAUCCCCGUCAAUUCACGGACGACACCAAAUCACUCCUCGAACAUGGAGUCUAGAAGAACCAUCCCUGGCAGCUCGUGCUCCAUCACCUCCUCGGUCUCUGUUCGGAGGACCAAGUGAAGAUUCCUUUACUCGCCCCCGGACUCCACUUGAUACUAUAGUGGAACAAGAACCACGGGAAGGUCACCAAUCUACCACGGCUCAACGCGGAACUCCCCGUCUGGAGAUCAAACCCGAACAUGUCUUACCUCGACCUCACACUCCCGUGCGUAAAUUCACUGACAAUGCCUUUGAUCGAGAAUCAUGGCCUACGGAUGAAAGCAAAAAGCUCACACGAGAACCCUCCCGAGACAAUUUCCGAGAAAUUACAGAAAUGACCAAAACGCCUGAGCAAGGAUUCCAAAUCCUUAAGCCCAGCACCAGCAGUGGAAAAUUACGUCGUGCAAAGCGCAGCGUUAGUGGAGAUUUGCGGGCGGCCAGCCGGGAUUCCCAGCCUUCGACUUCGACGACCGAUCUCGAUCUGCUCCCUUCUUCUUCCUCUUACGACCCCGUCACCGACAAGGGCAAACGUCCUGUACGAAAUAUGUCGGACGUCUAUGAGGGUUGGGGUGAGACGCCCAAUUCCCCACGGUCGCCCAGCCGACCACCUAGUGUCCGUCGUCGUCGCAGCAUGCAACACUUACAAGAUAUCGAAACUCGAAUCGACCAGCUUAUUUCCGAGAAUCGUUUAUUAAUUGCUGCUCGUGAUGAGGCCGAAGACAAAUUACGAAAUGCCAGUGUCGCUCGCCGGAAGAGCGACCGCGCCCUUAAUACCCGUGACGGUGAUCUGCGCGACCGAGACGCAGAGGUGGAACAACUGAAAAACUCGGUGGAAUGGUUACAAAAAGAGACAUCUCGUCUCACACAGGAGAAUGAGGCGAUUACAGCAUCUAAUGCUGCUCUUGCCGCCGCCCAUGCUGCUGAAGUCACUAACGUCCGCGAGUCAUCUACCCGCGAACUUAAUGACUUGCGCUCACAGCACACCCAGCUCUCGUCGCAAAUGGAGGAUCGAGUCCGCCAAGAGAUUGAGUCCGCACUGGCGCAGAAGGACAUUGAGCUGCGCCGUCUGCGCACUGAACUCGAAGAGGCCCGCGACAAAGUGAAGGAGCUACAACAACAAAUCUCAGCCUCGGUACAUGACAAUGCUCUCGUCUUCCGCGACGAGGAAUACUUCGAUGCAGCCUGUCAAAAACUCUGCGGCCACGUUCAAUCAUGGGUUGUGCGCUUCUCCAAACACAGCGACAAGCGUCGCUGCCGCCCACUGAUCGAGUUACAAGAUGAGAAAAUUGCAGACCGCUUCGACAAUGCCCUCCUCGACGGCUCCGACCCAGAUGCCUACCUAUCAGAUCGAGUGCGCCGCCGCGACGUCUUCAUGUCUGUAGUCAUGACAAUGGUCUGGGAAUACAUCUUCACGCGCUACCUAUUCGGCAUGGACCGCGAGCAGCGCCAAAAGCUCAAAUCCCUCGAAAAACAACUAGGCGAAGUCGGCCCAAGCCGAGCCGUGCAUCGCUGGCGAGCAACGACCCUAACCCUCCUCUCUCGACGCCCUGCCUUCGCCGCCCAGCGCGAAAGCGAUACUGAGGCAGUCACCCUGGAAAUUUUCCAGACUCUGUCCCGCGUCCUCCCUCCCCCCUCGCACGUCGAAUCACAACUGCUCGAUAACCUUCGCAAGAUCAUGCGCGUGGCAGUCAACCUCUCGCUGGAGAUGCGCACCCAAUUAGCAGAAUAUAUCAUGCUACCGCCCCUUCAACCGGAAUACGACACGAACGGCGAUCUCGCCCGCCAGGUCUAUUUCAAUGCCGCGCUGAUGAACGAGCGCAGCGGGCAAACAAACGACAACGAUCAGCUCGAGGCUGAGCAGUCCGUUGUGCGGAUUGUCCUCUUCCCCCUCGUUGUGAAAAAAGGCAGCGAUGUCGGUGAGGGCGAUGACGAAGUCGUCGUUUGUCCCGCCCAAGUCCUCAUCGCUCGCCAGAGCAAAGACAAGGUCUCCCGCAUGAUGAGCGGUGAUCGGAUGUCUAUUGAUGCCUCGAAAUCCGUGCAUAGCGUUGCGCCUUCGUCAAUGAUGGAUAAUAUGAGUACUUUGAUUUGA